GGGUGUGUUCUCAUGAGGAGCACUUGAGUUCAGAACGUCAGUCGAAUGUUUUCGCAGCGGCGGUGAAUGUAGUGCGGUAGAAUAGGAUCCGCAGUCUUCUCGGUGUCCGGUGUCUCAUGUGUCUCGUGACUGGGUCUAGACUUCCUGGAUUUUUGGUCAAUAUGGCGGCGCCGAUUUCAUAUUGACAUCAUGGGCAGCACGGUGGUUUCCAUGGAUUGUACAAUGAUACCGAUACUGUCAGAUACAUCGAGCAGUUUCACGCCGAAGGACAUCGUCUGAGCGUCGUUCAAAAUUGCUGUAAAACUCGUAUUGGGGAUCUGAUGCCAUGGAUUUUCCGAAGAUUCACCGCUCCACUCAUCGGCGGAGAUCGUCGCUGGACUUCCAGGAGAGUGGACAAAAGUGCUCUGGGCGAUUCUCGACUGCUUAUUCUAACACUGUUAUUCAAUCGGCUGGCGGAGCCGAUCAGAAAUUGAAAGGAAUCUGUCAACGGAAAAUUCUGCAACACUCACGGAACCUGAGUUUGGAUGCGGCUCUACUAGAACGGGGUUGUUGUCAGAAGCGUAUCACGGACGUCAAAUUCUCCGAAACGGAUGGGAGCUCACAGGCCAGCGACGACUCUGGGAUCUGCGCCGCUGACUUGGCUGACAUGGUCCCUCAAUUCCCAUCGGUGACCCCGACGGAAUAUUCGAAAGUCAACGGAGAAGUUGUUCAAAGAAGUGAUUCCGCGGACCAGGACGCGGAAUCAACGGAAUCGAACGCUGCAUCGGCAGAUUGGGACAAUGACUGUCACGGCCUCGCUGAAAAGUACUUCGCUACGCCGGGAGCAAGCAGGCCGUGCCUGAAGAAAUCGGGCUUGUUGAGACUUCUCGAAUCGAAGCUCUUCAACAUGCACUUUGCCGUACAGUAUCUGGCGAAUUGCAGAGAGACUAAAAUCCUCGAGGACAUCGGGAACAGGAUGUUCAAUUUUGAUGACCCGAACGUAUCGUUUUACCUUCUCCAACUAGUUUGCCUGUACGUUCAUCAUCCCGAGGUUGCGGAUGCAAUCAAAACCUACUUAGUCGACAGAUGUCGUCGGGAUGCCGAUUUCUCGCUACAAUUGUCUUGGCUUCUCUCGGCUUUCUGUGCGGACUGUAAUGCACCCUCUCGGAAAAAUUCUCAGGGUCUCCAAUUGAAGAACAAGAUUUUAUCGGAAGAAAUGGGCCUUCAUAAUCCUCUACCGACGCCAUCUGUGUCGAACCAUCUCUCAGUUGUGAAUAGCCAUAGCGGGCAUCGUCAGCACAAGAAAACCGUGGGACACUACCGAUCGCAGUCCGACGCAACAGGGCUGCAGGUGCCUAAGAUUUCAAGUCCGUUCCGAACUCUCGGUGACGUAAACUCUGGUCAUGCAUUCGACUCCGGCUGCAGGUGUAAGUCGCUCUGUUCCUGUGGUGCACCCCGACUGACAGCUCAAAACGAGUUCAUCAAAGCCCUCAUCAGCAUGGGUGCCAGGCUCGUGUCGGUCCCCACGAAAGAAAUGAAGACUCAACGGCUACAAGCAGAUUUAUCUCUCCUAAAUAUGAAUUUACCAGCCAGAGUGUGGCUACCAGUGUACAGUAAACCCCACUUCGUGGUCAGGGUGCCUCCUCAAGCUGCAGUUGUGCUGAACUCAAAAGAUAGAGCACCCUACUUGAUAUACGUCGAGAUUGUUGAGGUAGCGGAUAUCCAAAAAAGUCCGGUCCCGUCCAAAAUCAUAACUCUUCAAAAUAUGAGGGCCUCGCGGAGCGAAGAGAGCCUCGAACUCUCCGCACAAGGUUGCAACGGAUCAUCGUCGAAUUCCAAUUCGGGCACGAUAUCAUCAUCUUCGUCUUGCCACCAACUGAAUGCGGUCGAAAUAGGAUUGAUAGGAGAUGAAUGGUCCGCUGAAGAUGACGAAAUAACCACUCAAUUCAAUGGUGCAGACAUCCUCAUCAGUACCAAAGAACGGGACACGCUGUCCGUUGAUUCUGGAGUGAUUAUGAUCCCAGCCGCGGAUAUCAGGCGAAAGUUGCAUCAAAAUUGCAGCGCCAAGCAGGGCGCCAAACAAGUAAUCGAGAGGGAUCCAGAAGAUCCGUCGGCAGCGGCGCUGAAGGAGCCCUUAGAUGAUAAGAUCGAAAGAAUUCGUGAGAGUUCACCGUAUGGUCACCUGAACUCUUGGAAACUGGUGUCGGCGAUCGUCAAGUGCGGGGACGAUUUGCGACAAGAACUCAUGGCCUAUCAGGUGCUCAGCAUUCUGCAGAGUGUCUGGCAAGAAGAAAAGAUACCAUUGUGGCUGCGACCCUACAAAAUUCUCGUAACGGGUAACGACUCCGGGAUGUUGGAGCCUAUCAUGAACACCAUGUCCCUGCAUCAGUUAAAACGUUUCCAUAGUAAUUGCUCUUUGUUAUCGUACUUCGAGCGCGAAUUCGGACCGCGAAAUUCGGAGGCCUUUCUCUCGGCGCAGAGGAAUUUCGUGGAAAGUUGCGCGGCCUACGCUAUCGUGUCCUACCUAAUACAAGUUAAAGAUCGCCACAACGGUAACAUCCUGCUCGAUGGAGUCGGCCACCUCAUACACAUCGACUUCGGCUUCAUACUUUCAUCAUCGCCAAAAAAUCUCGGCUUCGAAGCGUCGCCCUUCAAAUUGACGAAUGAAUUCGUUCAAGUGAUGGGGGGAACCGAGAGUGAUAUGUUCAAUUAUUUCAAACUACUGAUGUUACGGGGGCUGAUCGCGGCAAAGAAACAUCACGAGCGUCUCGUUUGUGUCGUCGAGAUUCUUCAUGCUUAUGCCCAACUCCCCUGCUUCAAUGGUACCGCCGGUGCCUCGGCGGUGAGGUCCCUUAAAGACAGAUUCAUGGUCCACAUGACAGACGAGGAGAUCGAAUCUAAAGUUGAGCAAAUGGUCAUUUCGUCAUUACAUUCGCUCACCACUCGUCUCUACGACAACUUCCAAUAUUUAACGAACGGGAUUCAUUGAGACUCUGUAUGUAUGGAACUGCGGUCAUCACUACAUAAUAAUCUACACGUUGCGACCGCGGAUAAUGAUUCCGCGGUCUGAACCAAGGUUCUUGACGGCGAUCGCCGGGAUGGUCCUCGUAUUCCUGACCGCAUCCAUCGGGGCGGCGAUCCGAGCCAAGCGACUUAAAUUGACUCACUUCGCAA
Galendromus occidentalis (western predatory mite) is the source of this 3153-nucleotide messenger RNA. It is a transcript of the gene fwd, whose product is annotated as phosphatidylinositol 4-kinase beta fwd. Gene Ontology annotation, cellular component: membrane; cytoplasm. Gene Ontology annotation, molecular function: 1-phosphatidylinositol 4-kinase activity. The transcript is spliced from 18 exons. The coding region runs from base 326 to 2968 and encodes 880 amino acids. Gene Ontology annotation, biological process: phosphatidylinositol phosphate biosynthetic process; phosphatidylinositol-mediated signaling. Lineage: Eukaryota; Metazoa; Arthropoda; Arachnida; Mesostigmata; Phytoseiidae. The record is from RefSeq and is a predicted model, not a curated record.